Messenger RNA from Zerene cesonia (dogface butterfly), 4233 nucleotides. It is a transcript of the gene emp, whose product is annotated as scavenger receptor class B member 1. The transcript is spliced from 12 exons. NCBI's taxonomy places the organism in Eukaryota, Metazoa, Arthropoda, Insecta, Lepidoptera, Pieridae. The record is from RefSeq and is a predicted model, not a curated record. The coding region runs from base 407 to 1951 and encodes 514 amino acids. Gene Ontology annotation, cellular component: lysosome; membrane; cytoplasm. Gene Ontology annotation, molecular function: scavenger receptor activity.
GUAACUUGAGUGUUUAGUUAGCGCUGCGACGUUUAAUGCGCCGCUUGUACGAAGGAGUUUUCCAUUGCAACGAACUGGCCACUUUUAUAAAAGAAAAAAGUAUCGCUCUAUCCCGCGGCGGGAACCGUUUGACAGCUGUCAAAAUUUUUCGUGAAUUUCGCGUUUAUAUUGUUGUGCUCGAAAAAAAAAAUUGUGCUGUGUUUCGUAAUUGGUGUAUGUAAAUCGUAUAUUCUGAACUUGCUGUCAGCGUUAAGAGCUGCGCGUACGCACCCGGUUCGCGUUCGGACGUCAGUCGCUGUUAGACCGUUGAUCGCGACGGACGUGAUGCGCGCACCGCUCGCGUGCUAAAUGCAACGGAUUCAGUGAUUGUGUGUGUAUUGUGUUUGUGUGUGUGUGACUAUACAAAAUGCAGGGCCGCGAUAAACUAUGCGCCAAGUUGACGAGUGCAUUCUUGAGGAAGUGGUGGUUCGUGCUCGCUUCGGCUGUGGUGCUGCUCCUUCUCGGAAUUAUAUGCGCCAUUUUCUUCAGCACCUGGGUCCGACUGUUCAUUGACCAUGAGCUGGUGCUUCGCCCCGGUUCGAUGACGUUCGAGUGGUGGGCGAGGCCGCCGGUGCGGCCGCUGGUGCACGUGUACGUCUACAACGUGACCAACGCCGACGAGUUCCUCAACAACGGCUCCAAGCCGAUCCUGGACGAGCUGGGGCCGUAUGUGUACUCUGAGGAGUGGGAGAAGAUGAACAUCACAGACAACGAGAACGGGACGCUGUCGUUCUUCUAUCACCGCACGUACACGUUCGUGCCGCACCUCAGCUCCGGCCCCGAUGACGACUCCGUGGUGGUGCCCAAUAUACCCAUGUUGAGUGCCACAUCCCAGUCGAAGCACGCCGCGAGGUUCCUCCGACUCGCAAUGGCGUCCAUCAUGGACAUACUCAAGAUCAAACCGUUCGUGGAGGUGUCCGUCGGCCAGCUGCUCUGGGGUUACGAAGACCCGCUGCUGAAGUUGGCGAAGGACGUGGUCCCCAAGGAACAGAAGCUGCCGUACGAGGAGUUUGGCCUGUUCUAUGGGAAAAACGGCACCGCCACCGACCCGGUGACGAUGUUCACCGGCGCCACCGACAUCACCAAGUACGGCAUCAUCGAGCGGUACAACCACCGCGACAAGCUGCCGCACUGGCUCACCGACGAGUGCAACAGCAUCGCCGGCUCCGACGGCUCCAUAUUCCCUCCACACAUCACCAGGAACGACACGCUGCACGUCUACGACAAGGACCUGUGCAGGCUGCUGCCGCUCAAGUAUCUGAAAGACGUGGAAUCGUCAGCCGGCGUGCAGGGCUACCGGUUCACGCCGCCGGUGGACGUGUUCGCGGACGACGAGCACAACCGCUGCUUCUGCCCCGCCGGCCCGCCCUGCGCGCCCAGCGGCCUCUUCAACGUGUCCCUCUGCCAGUACGACUCCCCCAUAAUGCUAUCGUUCCCGCACUUCUACCUGGCGGACGAGAGCUUCCGCGAGGCGGUGGAGGGCAUCUCGCCGCCCGACCCGGAGCGUCACAGGCUAUACAUUGAUGUGCAGCCGGAGAUGGGCACGGCGAUGCAGGCGCGCGCGCGGAUACAGAUCAACUUGGCCGUGUCGCAGGUGGUCGACAUCAAGCAAGUUGCCAACUUCCCAGAUAUUGUCUUUCCGAUAUUGUGGUUCGAAGAGGGCAUCGACGAGCUGCCCGAGUCGGUGUCGUCCAUGCUGCGGCUGGCGACCCGCGCGCCGCCCGUCGCGCGCGCCGCGCUCUCCUGGGGGCUCUGCGCGCUCGGCGCGCUGCUGCUGCUGCUCGCCGUCACCUGCCUCGUGCGCUCGUCCCACCGGCAGAGCACGCUCCGGCUCGAAGGGCACGCGGUGGCGAAGCCUCCGCCGAGCAAGAACGGCAAGGAGAACGGAUACGAGCUCAACAGCCGUAGGUAAUAGAGAAGAGAAGAGAUGAGAAGAGUCGAGAAGAGAAGAUAAGAGUGGGAUUUAUUGGCACACUCGAGAAAGACCGCGUAAAUUACAACUGUUAUAGCGAGCGAAACUAAACAAGUGGUAAUUUAUUACUACAAAAGUAAAGUAAUAUUGAAGUACUUCUACAGUAGUAAAUUAUACGACUACAAUAUUAACUUAAUGACAUUUUCCGUUAUAUUGAAUAAAUGCAUUUUUUUUACUUAAAUAAUAAAAUUUUUACAUAAUUGCCAAAGUGCAAAUAUCCAUAAGAAAGCAAACUGUUUUAACCCGACUGUGUCACUGACCUACUGAAGAUUUCACAUGUCUUCCCGUUUUUAGUGGAUUCUUUUUUAUUUUUUUUUUAUACGCGGUCUUUAAUGUGUGUGGAUUUGAAGGAACAUUGAUCACGUUAAAGUAACUUUUGACAGUUGACAUUACGAUACAACAUUGUUUACUCUGUGACAUUUUGACAGAUUAAAAAAUUGUGCUUAACUUAAAGUGAUGAUGGAUGCAAUCAAAGUUUUUUGUUGAAUUAUAUAUGGUAUACAUAUUAUUAUUUUUUUUAUAAGAAACGUGUAAGUUUUUGCUUUAAAUCGUUUUAACGGGCUGGUUAUUUUUAAUGCAAACCUGGUUUAACUAAAAGAGUUGUAUACCUUAAAUUUAAUCUGUCUCUUUCAUUACUGUUUAAAUUAAAUGAGAUAGCAUUAUCGAAAAUAGAUUUAUUAAAACAUUGGCUUCUUUCAUACAAAAAACAAGCAUUUUCAAAGCCAUGAAAUAGUUUUAAAUCCGUCUUGUCAACUGUCAGUGACGUUGUUCAUUACUCGAUUAAAAAUAAUUUCGUUUUUGUAACUAUCUUAUAAAAUUGCUUUUCAAACUAUUGCCAGGUGCAAUAAAUUAUAAUAAAUGGUUCUGAUCACAAAAUUGCAAUUUUAUAAUAUGGUAACAAACGUACAUGUAGGUUAAAACUGCAAUAGCCACAAAUAAUUUUUAAUAAUCGUUAUUUUUAAAGAUUAGCGUAUAAUAAAUACUUGACACAGGAAAAAACGAUAUUUCGAAUGCUGGUUUGACAUUUCUUUCGGAUUAUCCUUUUUUCCCCCAACUAUUAAAGUUAAUGCAUGGCAACACAGUGCAUUUAAUGACAUACUGAUUCGGCGGGAAAUUUGUUGUGACAUUUGCUCUUUUUCACGUCCCUUUAGAUGUAUCAAGGUCUGUAUUCACAAGUCCCUAUAUAAAUAAAUACAAUAAAAAGUAAAUAAACUCUACUGUGACUCGCUGUGUGUGCCUUAGGCUUAAUUUAAUUUGAAUUCUGUUAAUUUUAUACUUUACUAUUAUAAUAAAUAUGUAGGCAAUCAACAACGAUGUGAUAAGCUUCCAUAAUGAUAUUAUUUUUGAACAAAUUUUAUCGAUUUAUGAAAAAAAAAUUACAUGUCACUUGUAAAUAUAACCUCUCUAGGGAUCGGGGUUGACAUUUAACGUUUUUUUUGUACCAAUUAAAGGUGUAAAAUAUUUUUUAAAUCAUAUUACCGAUAGUUACUAGUCUGUAUGGGUCCGUCCUUAGGCCUUAGGUGAACUAUUUUUUUAUAUCUCUUCACGCGGAAUGGUUUAUUGUACUUUAGAGUUUAGGUUGUGUAUGUCGCAUCACAUUAAAUGUAUUUUUAUUAUUAAAUUUAUGUCAACUAAUCGGUUCUGUUUACUUAAAUAAUUUUUUAUAGGUUUUUUUUUUACUUAUGUUGAAUAUAGCUCGUUAUUGUGAUACUGGGAAAUUUUUAUGGACGUAGUUUGCCUUCAAAUUGGCAUUUGAUUCAUUAUGUUUUUUUUUAUAUAUAAAUUGUUUCUUUAUGUAUUUAAUUGUGUAUACUUCGAACGGCAUUGGCGGGAAUGAAAUUGUCUAUGCGAUUAUCGAUUUCUUAAACGCAACUAAACGUUACUGACAUUGACAGUUGACACUGGCGGAAUGUCUUGUCAUUGCCAUAGUUGACAAAAAAAACAACUUUGACGUGACGUCAGCUUGACAGUGACAGUUGAAGUUAUCGUUUAAGAAUGGAAAAAUAAAUGACAAAUAUAAGACUGAAAAUAUCCGUCCGUAAAUCUAUUGUGUUUUUACUCUUUUUGAACUUGUGUUUUCGACAAGUUGAAGACUUGCCAGUGCCGUUAAAAUACCAACGAUUUUGCUCAAAUUUGGGACAUUAGUCGCUUCUCUUUGUAUAUUAUGAACGUUUAAAAUUGUGCGUAGUGUAAAUAAAUUAAUAAAGGUGUAAGAUUUAUUA